Giardia duodenalis is the source of this 5790-nucleotide messenger RNA. RefSeq names its product Intraflagellar transport protein IFT140. The coding region runs from base 1 to 5790 and encodes 1929 amino acids. The record is from RefSeq and is a predicted model, not a curated record. The transcript has a single exon. Gene Ontology annotation, cellular component: ciliary basal body; intraciliary transport particle A; axoneme. Gene Ontology annotation, biological process: intraciliary retrograde transport. Gene Ontology annotation, molecular function: protein binding. NCBI's taxonomy places the organism in Eukaryota, Fornicata, Diplomonadida, Hexamitidae.
AUGAUUCAAAUUACAAUUGAUGUCAUUCUUGAAGAUCCAACACUCUGUGUUGUCCAACUUUAUACUCAAGUAAGUUCUCAGACCGUCUUUGCUUUGCUGUCAGACGGCUCUUUGGCAGUCCUAUACCCUAACGAUAACAAUGCACUUGUUCUGGCUUCCAAGACAUCUAUGGCAAAUCAGCUUCCAGUGGAUAUUCUUAGGAAAGUGAUUACCACAGAUGAAGGACAAGUUCAGGUUCCUAUUACUGCACUUGCUUGCCAUCCCUUUGUAGAGAAUUUAGUGGUUGUCGGAUUUAAAGAUGCCUCAUUUUCUAUCUGGUUUCCGACUGAUUCUGACCCCAGCUAUAAGACGGAACUUCACCAGGAGGAGCUUUGUCUCAUCAAAUGGCUUUCACACGGUCGAAUAUUGGUCACCUGUGAUGUCUCCGGCCAAGUUAUCCUCUACAAGUUCUCGACAGACACCUACUCCUUCGAGUCUAUUACAAAAACUAGAAAAUCAGGUCAUGUAGUUGAUAUUGUUGAACGCACGUGUUGCACUGACAAUAUAAUAUAUAGUAUUGACCAGGAGCACAGCGAUCACCCCAUUGAUGUUUCCAACUACGCUGGAGUCGGGUUAUGUGAGUUCAUUGUUAUGUGGUCUAAGGGGGAUGUAGCAGUCCUUACAGACAACGGAGUUAUUCGACAUAUAGGGACGGUGAAUCUGUCAGCUGGACAUGCCCUACUCUAUAAGUUAUAUUACUGGAGCUGUAGCGACACCUGCUGUGCUAUUUCUACAUCUGGCGAUAUGUUUCUGUUUGGCUUCAAAACCCUUGCUGUCGGCGCAUAUAAAGAUAUUCUAGCAAAAUAUAAGAUAGAGUAUAAAAGAGAGAAUGGGAUUGUUCAGCUUCCCGCCACUAAGAUUGCAUAUAUGGCCCCCUCCGAUGGCCAGCUCCGUGUCCUCAGUUUGCUGACUCAGGAAGUUGCAUACAUUGACCUGGAGGAUCACAUUGAAAACUUUGUCGGCGUCAACGGUGGAUUGGCAGUGAUCAGGGACUAUGGCAUACUGAUACCCUUGCGGGGCAAGAAUGGCUAUGCAGUUGUAUCUUGCCACCGCAGCACAGGCUCUUGUGACUCUAACGGUAAUGAAGGGAUGCAUAUUCUUGCUGCCUCUGAUCAUUAUCUUCAUGCCAACGAUAUGAGAUUUGCAAGGGUACAGGAUUCUAAUGGUCCAAGUUCUGGUCCUAGAAUACGCCCUGGAAGCGAUGAGUUUAUCGUAACUGAGCAACACUUCCUUCACGCAGAAAACCCUAGAUGCAGCUAUGCGAAUAUCUACAUGAGUCAGAUCGUUGUAGGGGACAAUAGCUUCUCACAGACCAUGAUAACAAACUACUCCAUUACUAAUAGGAACGUCGUCUCUAACAAGAUGCUUCCUAUCUUUCACGACGAGGGUGGCAAGCCGAUCAACUUGCCGCCUGGAUUCUCCCCAGAAACAGCUUCCACUCCAGAGGGUGUGGAUGACGCAACCAUUGAUUCGUUUAGUGCAGAAAUUAUCUCGUCCAGAGGUAAGUUCGUCUCUCUAUUGCUAUUCUCUUUUGAACCGAAGGAUAUGCAGGUAGCCUAUGCCAAUAACACUAACAGCGCCAUCAUGGCUCAGGAUUUAACCGGAGAGGGUUUGACACACAUGAAGUUUUUGGAUCAAAAGUUCACUGACAGCAGGAACAGCUUCAUCAGCGCAGUCUUAAUAGGAGCUAGAAUAAUUAAGGUCAGUGUCAACACAAACGCCAAUCUCUUGCAAGAGCAUACUCUGGAAAUAAAGCAUCCUAUUAAAAAGAUUUCUAUUCUGACAAAUCCUCUUACAUCAGUUUCUUCAGACAAUUUAUCUGGAUUUGUCUUGGCUUUUGGGGAUAACGUGUUUACCGUUUUUGAGGUUGCCAUUGGAAAGGUGCCUCACCUGGCGGGGUCCUUUAAACUGGAUGAGCGAUACACCUAUGUCGCCGACUGUGUUCUUUAUGGGAGGUACAUCCUUGCUUCCCAAAACUCUCGUGCGGAUCUGGAGUCGGAUUAUCUCAAGGUUGAGAUAGUCAAGUAUAGUAUUACGGGGAGCAAGGCAGGAUCACUGGUCCUUAGUGAUGACCCAACUCACGGAGCCACUGUCGAACGUAUUGCACGCAUGACUCUCGUUAACCAGCACCUUUUUAUGAUCAAUAACAAUUUAUCUCUUUUCUACACCGAUUGUAAGACCUUUAAUUCAGUAGUGAAGAUAACGGAUAUAGGGCAGUUGAUGUUUAAUACAAACAUAUACUGUGCCUACCUAGAAGAAGAAGACCUGGAUGAUAUCCAUCUAUCUACUCCUGAUACCGGUUCACCUGCGGUAGAGGCAGAAGAGAGUCCCCAGCGUCAGACCAGGGAGGAAAAGAUCAAGGAUUUACUGCUAGUGGAGAACACGAUGCAAAUUAACCAACAGCUACAUGAUCGCAUAAAGCAGGAGAGGAAAGAACAAAACGUUAUCUCAGUGUAUACAACCUUGCCUACUCUCAUUCCCCUGGACACUAUCUGUGUGCAGUCAUGUAAUGCGACGAUCACUCUAGAUAACGCUCACCACGUGCUAUUCACUGUAGUGUUUAAGGGGUACAAUGUGGUCACAGGCCUUCCAUGUUUGCUGCCAUACGUAGUUGCAUUGUCAAUAGACACAAAGAUACUUGGGGAGAUGAUAAGUGCGGGGUUGACAGCUACGCCUUCACAGCCCACUGAGAAGGUUGGGAGCCGGCCUACGACUGGAUCCGAUGGAGGCUCUGCUGUCCUCAAGUCGCGCAUCUUUGACAUGGCACCGUACACCGUCACUAAUGCCAUACCUGAUUGCUUUGGAAAUAUUGGUCUCGAGCUAGUGCUAUCGACCUCCCUGAAUCUCCUCUUUGUCGGCUCGAGCAUGCUUUUCGCACUAAAAACAGGCACUUUCACAAAGCGGGCGCUAAGCUCCAAGAAUCUCUCCGCUUAUCUCAGCUGGUUGGACUCUAAAGAGAAAGGAUCCCAAAGAAAUGCCGAUCUUGUCUUUCAGCAAGAGAAAUAUGAGGACCAGAUCUCUCUACUCCAAAGCAUAUACAUCUCCUCUGAGCAGCGGGCUAAGGUCCCAUUGCUAGUCCAAUCACUUGCUGAGACCACUAUUUCCAUGAAUGACCGCAUUAAAGGGAGCUGGCUUGACUUUAACGACAAAAUCUUCCUUUCAAUACAAGGUGUCUUUGCUCCCUAUGUCAAUUCAAAGUUAGAGACACUUAUGCAACCAUUGUCCUCGACCAUGUUGACCCUUUUAUCUCCAGCUUUCGUUUUUUCUGAGCGUAGUGGAAAGUCGGAAAAACCACGCACUUCUAACUUUGUCUCCAUUAAUUCUGACCGUUUAACAAUCAAGAACUUAACAGCUCUGGGAAGCAGUAAGAAAACUGGCUUUCAGCAAUCGUGCACUGCGACGUAUGCACUUAACAAAUUCACCAUUUGCAGUAGUAACGGUCAGCUUGCAGAGGCGUAUUCCCACGUAUUGGUUAGUGAGAACCUUCACGUUUGGCGCUCCUUAGCGACACUGUGCAUCCAGAAUGGCUAUGUUGAUCUUCUAAAGACAUGCACGACGCACCUCAAGUCUCCCAUAUUGUCCCUUCUGAUGCGCCUAGUUACAAAUCGCAAGCGUUCGGAUGCAGCUGACACAGGCCAGGAUCAGUUGAAAACCAAACUUGCUCCGCAGGAUGAGUUGCUUUUGGCCCUGCUAAGCAUUGCUCUUGGGGCCUCUGCCCAGGGUUUAGAUAGAUUGCAAGGGAAACCUCUUCUGUUAUCUGGGGUGAUGAAUGACAUAGGGCUAUCAAUAAGGUAUCUGAUGAGCGACGGGGCGCAUAGUUCUCUGCAACAGACCGGAGGAUUGACGUCUCUGGCUAAAAAGUCAUCUAUCUUAUCUCUUGCUAAUAGAUUGAUCCACCUCAACGACCUCGAGAGCUCAAAGAUUUGUUACUCAGAAGUCUACAAGGCACCUGUGGCCGCGCAGGGGGAGAUAGACAGCCUAAACGCAAAUCCACAACAGCUUUUGCAGCAAAAUGAGAGCGUUCAAUUCCUCAACGACGAGUAUAAGAAAAAGGGGGUUGCUGCAUGCCUGACUCUAGCUAAGAAGGGGACCGAUCCUCAGUUUCUAUACGUGGCCGCACGCAUGAUAGAAUCCGAGGCCAAAAGUAGAGAUGUGAAGUCGGAUAUACCUGGCAAAAUGAAGGACGAGCUUGAUCAGCAGACCUUGUGGCUAGAGGCAGCUAGACUUUACAAGCGGUGUAGCGCAUUCACACACGCCUUGGCCUGUGCACUCAAGUGUGAGGAUGAUGAGCUUAUUUACAACAUAGGUACUACCUCACAGAGUCAGAGACUCAGCCUAGUGGCUGCAACUUACUUUUCUAAUAAGUACAAGAGUGGACUGAUCACCAUUAGCGAAAAAGGAAGAGACAACGUCUCGGAGGACUUUUGUGAUGAGCUCCAGGCGACUAUAGAACACGCGCUGGUUCUAUACAAAUCUGCGGGGCUUGGAGCUCAAAGCCUGGAGCUCUGCAUUAAAAGUAACCGCAUGAAAGAACUCUCUAAUCUUUUAGCUGAUAUAUUAUCCGAGCCCUCAAAGUCUCUUGAUCGUGAGCUAGAUGAUGACGUGGUUCUCCAAGAACAGAGCACCACGACUCAGGGCACAGGUGAUGUACUUCAAGGGAUCAGUUCAGACUUACUGCUGCGUGCCGGUAGGGCGCUCUUGGACGUGUCUCCGGAAGACUAUUCGCUGAACGACUAUAACAGCUUUAUUCGCACAGCCGUUAUUGCUUUGGCAAAGGCUUCUGCAUACCAAGAUGCGCUACAGGCCAUACUAGAUGGCAAGAUCCAAAUCUCAGAGCGGAUAGCAGACAUUCUCACACCCGCUAGUAUAGAACACGAUGAAGAGGCGGUCAGAGUCACUGAGACGCUUGGGAAGCUCCUGCACAAAGCGGGCCUUUAUCAAUCAGCUGUCAAAAAGUUCAUUCUCGCUCAAAAUCACACGCUAGCCAUAAAUUCACUGAUAAAGCAAGGUGAUCCGAUGAAGGUGAUUAAGUUUGCAAACAUGGCGCGACAAAAGCAGGUCUAUAUUGCUGCGUCAAAUUUUCUUCAGACACUAGACUGGCGGUCCAAUCCAACCUACAUGAAGGCGAUUAUAAGUUUUUAUGAGAAAGCAAACUCUCUAGAGAAUAUCGCGAAGUUCUUUGCUAACUGUGCCGCGGAAGAAAUCUCAGAAUACCAUGAUUAUGUAAAGGCUAAGCAGGCGAUCAUCGAGGCCAUGAAUAGACAAAAGGUAGCAAUCGACUACGUUGAGCAAAACGCUUCUAGUAAAGAGAGCGAAAAGGUUGCAACAGCCAGGGCAGCCAAAGUAGCCUCUCUCAAGAAGACCCUCCAAGCAUAUGAGCAGAAUGGAAAGUUAAUACAUGCAUUUUUACAGCUGUGUGACUUUGCCCGAGACACGUCCCAAGCGCAUGAUAGUUCUGAAACGCUCACAACAAAUUCCUCAAAGCUUCUGACUGCAGUGCGGAAAAUGGAGAACUGCUAUGUUAAGCCAGGGGAUAUCAUGGGGCUGUUGGCUGAGUUCCACGGGGUCAGAGGAGAGAAAGCAAGAAUAGUUAGUAUUAUUAAGGAUAUGUGCAAUGAAGGCAUAGACCCCGAAAAUUACUUGGCCGCUGAUCUGUACGCCGCGCAUGCUGCUGAAGCAGGUCUCACUGUUGUCAAUAAAGCCCUCGAACUGGAAGAUAUAGACCUAACAGCCGAAAAGAGCGAUCACUAG